This is a messenger RNA of Trichobilharzia regenti, 3552 nucleotides long. Lineage: Eukaryota; Metazoa; Platyhelminthes; Trematoda; Strigeidida; Schistosomatidae. The record is from the annotation of a GenBank genome assembly.
GUGUUUUGGUUUUUGCGUCCGUUAUAACUAAGCGUUUCUGAGAAAUCUUCGAAGAACAGCGUGGGCCCGACCGUAGCGAGAGCUGGGCAUUAACGGUUUAUGAGACGUGAUUGACAGUUUCUGACGAUAGAAACAGAUCCGGCGGAUUCAAGCAGUUGGUAAAAGUUUGGAUAGUCGCCGUUCAUCUUUCCUGGUGCCGGUCAAGUCCUCUUUGAACAAGCAAUAUCUGGAACAUUUUUGGAAUUUUCUCAAGUUCAACAAUUCCUGGGUCAAAGAAGGGACAGAGUGUCUUGGAUGCAAACAGGAAAGUAAGUCAUGGUGACUUGUCUGUUAAUUGUAACGAUGUGUCUGAUGUUAAGUAUGACAUGGUUGGUGUUACUGUUUCGCCGUUCAGGGAUAAUAGGAACGUCAAACUCCCUAAAUUUGAACCACGGUGUUUUGAUGGAAACCCGGCUGUUUAUUUACAAUUUGUAAAGGAGUUUGAGAUCAUGUUGAGUGGUUUUCUACUAAGUGAUGAAUUGAAGUUAAUGUAUUCGAUGGGAUAUUGCACUGGAGAUGCUGCAAGAGCUAUACAGUGCUGUAAGUUUAUGAAGCCAAAAGAGGGCUACGAAGAGGCUAUGAGCAUAUUACGUCAAACGUUUGGAAGACCUUCGAUGAUCGCAGGGAAAUUAUUCGAGGCUGUUAAGGGUAACGGUGGUCAAUUACAGGAUGACUCCCAGGCACUUACUGAGUUUUUAGAUAAUUUGCUAAUUUACAAGAAUGGAAUGAUUUCGAUGAAUCGCAUGAGUGACCUCAACUCGAGUUUUAUACUAGAAGUAAUAGCAAGACGUCUACCUACUCGACUGCAAAGGAAGUGGGUGAAGAUAAGCUCCCGUAUGGAGGAUGAGGGUAUCGAGCCAAAGUUUGAUGAUAUCCUGAAACUGGUAAAUACUAGUGUCAAUCAAUCUAUGAGCAAGUUCGCCAGUCUAUUACAUCUCACCCCUAGAAUAGAGCAGUCUGAGAGCAAAAUGCAAUCAUUGAUGACGAGUAGGCCUCAAAGAGGUCGAUAUCGAGAAGACUCCAUGAUGUCUGGUAACGCAUAUAGACCUAGUGAGCGUAACAGGUUUCUUAGUACAUCCUCAACAGAUAAGUUACAAGAUGCAAGACAAACACGGCUUUGUUUUACACGUGUGAAAGUGGUGCAUACAGAAGUGAACUGUGAACCAGUAAGCAAGUUCAGUGAUAAGCUAAAUGUAAACUCCAGGCCUGACUCCGAAUUGUGUGACGAUAACGUUGUUGUGAAGAAAUCUGUAGUUGCAACUGGUAAGCCGUUGCUGAAUAGAGUGUCACAGAAUAGAGUUACUGCUUCAGAGUGGAGUUCUGACUCCAAAAGUUUACAAGGUAUUACUAGUCAGGGUGAAGUUAUAAAACCUUUUAUGAUUUGCGAGGAGGAACCAAAAUUGUCUACUUCUGUUAUUAAAGAGUUUGAAAAUGAUGAAGUUGACAGUAAAGUGAAUAUUCGUGAUAAUGAUCAUGAUACUUCACAGUUGUCUUUGGUUGAUCAUGAUGAGAUGAGGGAUAUGCCUACUACUGCUAGUUUAAUUAAAGGUUCUGGACAACUACAACGUGAAGUAGAAAUAAAUGCAGAUGCAGUUCCAGAAGGCAUGCAUACUUGUGAGACCGUCAGUGUGAUUGAUCAGCAUGUAGCCCACCUAUCAUCAGAUGCUAGUGCUAAACCUGAGCUGAUAGUAAAAGACAGCAGUGGUGGUGGUCUUGGAGGUAGACAAAUUUCUGAAAGCCGAGCAACAACAGCUUUUGUUCCACCGCUAACUUCAUCAACUGAUAACAAUCAGUCGUCGUUGGUGCUGUCAUCCACAAUAAAACAGACGCCCAUCAACUCAAGUAUCUUGUGCAAUGACUAUGCUAGUAUCAGUUCGUUUGAAAGGACGAAUAUCAAUGGUCAGUUUAGUGAGGAUAAGCCAAGUGUAAGCGCGAGAGUAAUUGUUAAAUUGACUUGCACGAAUAAAGGCAUUUCUAGUUUCAAGUUACUAUUUGAAUGUUAUUAUCUUUGGUGUAAAUUACUCUGUUUGUACACUUGGUUGAUGAAAUAUGUCGUGUGUUUGUUGGUCAUCUAUAUUCCACGAUACAAUGACAUGAGCGUGUUGCCGUUCAGAUUUGAGGAUAUAGCUGAUAGAAGGAAGUCAGCAAAUGAACUCUGCGACGAUUUUCCAACCUAGGGCGUCAACCUGAGAAGGGUUGUAGGCGUACUGCUGUAAGUCCUACAGUUCUUCCUGGGUAGUUCGUCAUGCCAGAAUCCACUUUUUUAUGUGUUGAUUGUGCAUAUGUUUGUGUUAAAUAUUUGUGUGAGUUCCAAUUGAUGUAAUUGUUGGUUAAUCUUGUUUGUGUCUGGACAUUCCACAACUUAUAAUCGUCAACCUGAGAAGGGUUGUAGGCGUACUGUUGUAAGUCCUGCAAUUCUUCAAAGGAAUUCCACCAAGACAUGAUCCGCGAGGUUAUUUGUACUGUUUGUGUAUACGUGUGGUGUGUCUUCGCAAUUUGUUAUUUGGGAUCAGUUGUGGUUACUCGUUGUUUUCGUGCCUUGUUUUUAUUGCAUAAUUUUGUUAAAAUUUUCGUCGUGAUUACUUCUGAAGUUCUUUCUUGUCUUCUACAUCCAUGAAUGAAUUUAUUGAUGUUAGAUACAGCAGAUGGGUCGUGUACGCCGGGGAGGCUAGGCUAUUGCUGAGAAUGAAACGCACACGGAGAUAAUUGUUAGCUGCGGUCCGACACGCCAGGGAGAAAGAGUGUAAACGACUGAGGCUCGCAUGCGUCACCGCUACUAGAACUGAGGCAGAAUGAGUGACAAGCGAUUGCAGUGGUAAUUGGUAGUGAGUAAUUAAAAGGAUGUGCGUAGAAUAUCGUGAGGUCCCGCCAUGGUCACGUUGCAUUCUGCAAGAGUCAUUCUAGCAAAUGGCGAUUGUGUUGCAAGGUUUCAACGGGAGGUCUCUGUCUGGAGGCGCAGGUCGUCAGUGAUGUGUGAGAUUGUGCUGUGAGUGUGCUUGUGGUGUGUUGGCUUUGCUGUUUGUUUUCCAUUUCAGCUUUGUCCGUGUGACCCAGGUUCUCGCAAUGGCAUUCAAGUCAAGGUGUAUUGGUCGUGAAGUAAAAGUGGGUUGGAUCCUAUUUUUACCGGGGAGUGUCAAUGGAGUUGAAGAUUGAACGAUCAAUUCAUGGUUGUUUGCUCAAAAUCAACUUCCCCAAUUGUCGCGGAGGCAUCAAUACGACAGUCAUCGUCUCAUCGGUCGCUGUUCAGAAAGAAGAGUGAAACAUCCUCAGAAACCUUAGUUUGCUUAGUUCGCUUAUUCCUUUUAUAUGUCGGUGUAACAAUACAGAAAUAUCAAACGGGAGAUCGGUGUUUUGGUUUUUGCGUCCGUUAUAACUAAGCGUUUCUGAGAAAUCUUCUAAGAACAGCGUGGGCCCGACCGUAGCGAGAGCUGGGCAUUAACGGUUUAUGAGACUUGGAUGACAUGUGGUGUUUCAUAUCAAUUGGUGUUUGUCUGUGGGAACAAUAUGAUAACC